AUGGAAGACACCUCUAACCUUAAUCGCCGCCGUGAAACCAUAGCCAAAUCCAACUCCCGCAAGACUAAUAAUCACAGUAUGGAGGAAGGUAAUGACUCCGAGAUGUGGAACUCUUUUUCCAACAAUUAUAGACAAGUGCAGUCGGUGUUGGAUCGAAACAAAUUGUUGAUUCAACAGGUUAACGAGAACCAUCAGUCGAGAUCGCAUGACAGUAUGGUGCAGAACGUGGGCCUAAUUCAGGAGCUGAACGGCAACAUAUCUAAAGUUGCUUCCCUCUAUUCUGAUUUCAAUACGGACUUCACAACAAUGGUUCAUCAACGAAAGAAUGGCGUUUGA
Molecule: messenger RNA, 336 nt
Organism: Nicotiana attenuata
Lineage: Eukaryota; Viridiplantae; Streptophyta; Magnoliopsida; Solanales; Solanaceae
Product: protein EARLY FLOWERING 4-like
Exons: 1
Coding region: 1-336 (111 amino acids)
Biological process (GO): entrainment of circadian clock; positive regulation of circadian rhythm
Cellular component (GO): nucleus
Source: RefSeq, a predicted model, not a curated record